GGAUAUGUGUUGUCAUGUGACCUAUUCUCAGCCAUCUUGUGGAAUCGGAGAGAGCCACACAACUCGAAUACAAACCUUGUGCUGUCAGUAAAAAGCAGAGAAGUUCUAGGAAGAAUGGCAGAAACUCAGACACUCAACUUCGGACCAGAAUGGCUCCGGGCCCUGUCUGGGGGUGGCCACGGUGGUGGUACCAGCAGUGUUGUUGCCACCUCGCCACCUCUCUCGCCGGCAUUGCCAAAGUAUAAACUUGCAGAUUACCGCUACGGGAGAGAAGAAAUGCUAGCACUUUAUGUCAAGGAUAGGGAGAUUCCAGUAGUCCUACAUGACAAGGAUUUUGUUCCCAUUUUACAAGAGGAACCCCUGCCCCCAUUGGCACUUGUAGCGUUUACAGAGGAAGAGCAGAGAAAUUUCUCCAUGUCUGUAAACAGUGCAGCAGUGCUCCGGCUGAUGGGAAGGGGUGGUCCGGUCGGGGCUGGGGCACCAAGGGGUCGAAGUACCUCCCGGGGUCGAGGUCGGGGGAGAGGAGACGGGGGGUUUUACCAAAGAAGUUUUGACGACGUCGAAGGAGGCUUUGGCCGUGGCGUCCGGGAGAUGCACCGCUCCCAGAGUUGGGAGGAGAGUCAUGCUGAGUCUAUUUUCUCCACAUCUAGGGGAGACAGAAGGUUUGAAAAGCCAGGUCGAAAAGAGCCAGAAGUUGCUCCAGCUCACUUCCCAAUGAAUCACAUCCGUGCUACCUAUGAGGAGGUUGGGACAGGCACUGCGGGCCUGCCUGUGAGGAAGCACGAAUUCACACGCUCUGAGAGCGAGAACUGGCGCACAUCCCGUGACGAAGCGAAUGGUGAGGAUUAUGACGAGGGGGGCUGGCGCCUGGCUGGUGCCUCGCGACGGGACAACGACCGGUGGUGCCCCCCGAGUCCAGACGGGCAGCGGUCAGCAGUGUGGCGGGAGGCUCACCCGGGGGAGCAGCCACGGCAGCGCCGGUUCCCCUUUGACGCCAGGGAGGAUGAGCGUGGCUACAGACCUCCGCGGUCUGGCAGUGGCAGCUUGGAGGAGGAUGGGGCCAGCCUUCCGGAGUGGUGUCUGGAGGAUGCCGAGGAGGAAACGGGCACAUUCGACUCGUCUGGGGCCUUCCUUUCGCUCAAGGUCCGAAAAGCUCCCAAGGAGCCCAUCCUGGAGGAGGCCGAGCUGGACUUCAGACCCCUUGAGGAGUGCGAUGAAGGUCAGGAGGACGAGGAUGCCCAACCCCGGGACACCAAAGACACAGAUGGAGAGGCUAGAAGGGAACCGGACAGAAAAGAGGAUGUGGGACAAGCAGUCGAGGAGGCACCCCCGGUGCCAACGCCUCCAGAGCCCUUGCCCCCCGCCCCCCUGCUACCCCACAGUCAGCCCGAGCGAGCAGAGGAGCCCGACAGGCCAUUGGAGAGGCCAUUUGAGCGGCCCACCGCCUCAGAACACAGGCCAGAGGCCAACAAGGUCUCCCUGCAAGUCCCUAUGUCCAUACCAAUGUCCAGCACAAUGUUGGAAUCCCUCCCCGUCUCCCACACUGCUGCCCACACUCUCACAGUGUCCCCCCUGUCGGCCCCAUCGCCCACAGUCCAGAUGCAGCAGAAGCCGCUGGACACGCCUGUGGCCGUGACUGGCCCCCUGUCCUUUAGCGCCCCCCUCCUGGCCCAGAACGCGUCGGUCAUGGCCCCCAACAUCAUGGCCCACGGGGCCGGCCUCAUGGCGCUCAUCGGACGGCCCACAGCAAUGCCACCGCAUCACAUUAUGGACGAAGACGAGGGACUAAAGCACUUCGAACAGGAGGCGGAAAAGAUGGUGGCGUACCUACAGGACGGGGAUGACAGGCUGGCUGCAAAGAACCCCAAGCCAGUUGGCCUGCCACUCACUCAUGAGGCUGCUCUGAAGUGGUUUUAUAAAGACCCACAAGGAGAAAUACAAGGUCCGUUCAGUAACCAUGAAAUGACAGAGUGGUUCCAGGCAGGCUAUUUCACCAUGACUUUGCUGGUGAAGAGAGGCUGCGACGAGGUUUUCCAGGCCCUUGGGGAGAUCAUCAAGAUGUGGGGCAGGGUGCCCUUUGCCCCCGGCCCUGCGCCACCUCCCCUACUGAGCGAUGCCGGGGACCAAGAGCGCCUGAAGAGGCAGCAGGAGCUGACAGCCCUCAACCUGUACCAGCUGCAGCAGCUGCAGUACCAGUACCUGUUGAGGCAGCAGUACGCCCAGGCCCUGGCCCAGCAGAAAGCCCAGGCCCUCAGCUCGGCUCCCCACCAGCAGCAGCAGCAGCAGCAGCAGCAGAUCAACCUGCUCCUCCAGCAAUACCAGGCCCUCAAAAUGAGAACAUCUGAGACUCUCUUACCUCCUGUGACACGGUCCAUGUCGGUACCUGACUCUCAGGCUUCUGUCUGGGAAAUUCAAAAUGCGUCCUCUCAAGCCUCCUGCACAGCCAACAUCCAGCAACCAGUGCCCAGCGCAUGGGAGGGCAGCAGUGUAUGGGACCUACCUAUUGACUCUGUGGCAAAGGCCCCUACUAUCGAACAAAUGCAGGAGCUGGAGAAGAACAACGCUGUCAAGGUUCCUCUGCCUGUUCAGCUUGAGCUGGAGCGACGGGAGGCAGAGCUAAGGGUCAAGAGGGAGGAGGAGGAGAGGAAAAGACUGGAGGAGGCACUCAGAGCCCGACAGGCAGAGGAACACAAACGCCUGGAGGAAGAGGAGCUGGCACGCCAUAAACAGGAGGAAGCAUCGAGGAGGCUACGGGAGCAGCAGGAGGCAGCGCAGCGCCGACAAAAGGAGGAGGAGGAGCGGCAGGCUCAGGAAGAGGCCCUCCGUAGACUAGAGGAGAGGAGGAGGGAGGAGGAGGAGAGGAAGCAGAGAGAAGAGCUCAUCCGCAAACAGGAGGAGGAGCGCCGGAAGCAGGAGGAGCUGGAAACCCUGAGGAGGCGUGAUGAGGAAAAGCGGCUGGAGGAGGAAGCGGCUGCUGCCUUGGCACGGCAACAGCAGGAGGAGGCGAAGAGGAGGGAGCAGGAGGCUGCAAGGCAACAGGAGCUAGCCCGACAGCGGCAGCAGCAACAGGAGGCGCUCCGCCGACUACAGCAGCAACAACAGCAGCAACAGCUUGCUCAAAUGAAGCUGCCAUCAUCCUCUAAGUGGGGCCAGCAGUCAGCCACCGCAGCAGCCAUCUCCCAGGCUCAGAACGCCCUGUCGCUUGCUGAGAUCCAGAAAGUGGAGGAGGAGAGGGAGAGACAAGCACAGGAGGAGCAGCGGCGCCAGCAGGCAGAGCUUCUGAAGCUCCAACAGCAGCAAGCUCUGCAGGAGGCCCGGCAGCCCCAGUCUAAGCUCUCCGGCUGGGGCAGCGUAGCCAAGCAGCCAGCCGCCACCAAAUCCCUGCUGGAGAUCCAGAGGGAGGAGGCCCAGCAGAUGAAACAGAGGAAGGAGCAGGGGGUUGGGAGCCAGCAGCAGCCCAGUCACACCACCAUCACCCAGCAGAACCGGCCCCUCAACAGAGCCGUUGGAUCCCCUUCUCCCCUCUUCCCCCAGACAACUGCUCUGAGUUCCUCCGUGUGGGGCUCAGUGGCCACUAGUGGCGGGGCUCCCAAUUGGGCGGGGGACAGCAGCAGCAUAUGGGGCGACAGCACAAACUCCAACAUGGGCUUCUGGGAUGAGCCAGUGAAGGAGCCAGCCCAGCCCUUGCCACAGGCCCCACCGCCCACCAGGAAGCCCAAUGCUCAGAAGAACAACAAGAGUAAUGCCAAUAUCAGCACUCGGGCCAAUAAGAAGGUUGAGGAUGAGGAAAAGCUGCUGAAGUUGUUCCAGGGAGUCAAUAAGAGCCAUCAGGAUGGCUUCAUUCUGUGGUGCGAGCAGGCCCUUCACACCCUGAACACCGCUAACAACCUGGACGUUCCGACAUUUGCAUCCUUCCUGAAGGAGGUCGACAGUCCAUAUGAGGUGCAUGACUAUGUGAGAGCCUACCUUGGGGAUACGUCUGAGGCCAAGGAGUUUGCCAAGCAGUUCCUAGAGCGCCGUGCCAAGCAGAAUGCCAACCAACAGAAGCAGUCCCAAGCCCCACAGAACCAGCAGCAGCCACUCAAACAGCAGAAGCAGCAGCAACAGCAGGAUUCAGUGUGGGGCGUAAGUGGAACGGGAUCUGUGUACCAGUCGAACCACACCAGCCUCCAGCAGCAAGCGCGUUUCGAGACAGUCACCUCAGGGAAGAAGAAGAAAAAGCAGAAGAUGGUCAGGGCAGACCCCAGCCUGCUAGGGUUUUCAGUAAACGCAGCUUCUGAGAGGUUGAACAUGGGCGAGAUAGAGACGGUGGAAGACUUUUAAAGGGACUGCUUUGCUGCCAACCCAUUGACUAUAUCCGUUCAGAACAGCUGCCAUCAAACCCCCUCUUCCCUUCCCACCGCAGUCCCCAGUUUUCUUUCCUUAAACCAGGUCCUCUUUUUAUUCUGUUUAAGUUAAUAAAAUGAAUUGAACCAGAAGCUGUGGAGGCUUUCGGAUGAGAGUACCACCCCACCAAGCUCCUUUACACAUCCCUAAUGAAGGCUCCACCUUGUGUGAGACAUGGAGACCAGGCCAAAGGGAACAUUGAACAAAUCAAGGAAUGAAACUUUAAUGGAACAGACCAACCAAUCAACCCAAUUAAAAUGCCAAAUCUAACUUCUCCCAGGAAAAAGAAAAGAGCGCCAACCUGAGGGGAUUUGGAGGAUGUGGAUCUCUCUUCUUCCUGUCUGCCUUUGGCUGUUCAGUCCCCUUAGGUCUCUUGUCUGCAAAACCUGCAACCUUGUCCUGCUGAAUCGUGUGGACAUAGGGUUGGGGUGGUGAGCUAUGUUGGGGAUAAAAUAGAGAUUCUAACCUCUUGUUUUUCAGUUAUUUAUUUAUUGAAAGUUUCAACCCCUCCAUUUUUUUUCUCCCUAUCUCCGUUCCAUUUUCUGCCAGUUGUUCGUGGAUGAUGGCAUUGUAAAAGCCAAGGAUCUGUGUGCCCACUGAUGUCCUGUUUUAAGGACACGAAAGUUCCAAGUAGUUAUCUAUUUCUUGUAAAAUACUAGGCUGUUUAAAGAAUAAACUUUCAAUUCUGCAUCUGUAUUAUAAUAUAUGGGAAUGAUGAACUGCUGGACUCAUACUUUUUUAUGAUGGUAUGAAAUAAAACAGUCUCUUGUGUGGGCUGUUCAAACCUC
Molecule: messenger RNA, 5174 nt
Organism: Esox lucius (northern pike)
Lineage: Eukaryota; Metazoa; Chordata; Actinopteri; Esociformes; Esocidae
Gene: gigyf2
Product: GRB10 interacting GYF protein 2
Exons: 28
Coding region: 115-4323 (1402 amino acids)
Biological process (GO): insulin-like growth factor receptor signaling pathway
Cellular component (GO): perikaryon; membrane; vesicle
Molecular function (GO): protein binding
Source: RefSeq, a predicted model, not a curated record